AAAUACAUCAUUGAUCUUGCAUACAACACGGCCCAGGAGUUUGUUUUGGAUGGAAAGCAUAAAGAAGCGAUACCUGCAGCUUUGCAGGCACUGCGUUUCAGUACUGAAGUGUACGGCUCAAGUUCUGUGCAAUUGGUGCCUGCUUAUCUCCUCUUGGCUGAAGCCUCCACCGAUUUACCUUGCUAGUUCUACGUUUGGACUAAAAUCUAUUGAGACCUCUGGAGGGUAUUUCCACAUGGCUAAUGUUUUCUUUCGCCAGAACAAAAUGGACAUAGCAAACUCACUCUAUGCUGAGGUAACCGAUAUCUGGCAUGCCUUUCUUCUGAAGUCAGUUCACGCACAGGAGCAAAUUCUCAAGUCACAACCGGAAAUGUCUCCAUUCACGGAGGACAAGGAAGUCAGCAGAGAUCGUAUGACUGAAGCCCAGCAAGCAGAAGCAAUCCGAGUACUGAAUGCAGUGUUAGAUGUCAGAGAACAGGCACCAAAGCAACGACCUGGGGAAACUGCCAGAGUUUUGCAUGCUCUUGCCAUGCUUUAUUACCUGAUCACGGACUUAGCAAAGGCUCGUGAGGUGGGGAUGAAAGCCUUUGAGCUGUUAACACAACUGUCCCAACAAGAGUCUCUAGAAGCCAUCGGUCGUUUGUUAAAGUUGAUUAACUCCAAGCCUUCCUACACAACAUAAAGAACUCUUUCUACCAGAGCCAGGUGUUUGGCUAGGUUAUCUGUUUAAUUAGGUUGCUGAAAACAAAAAGCGUUACAAGCCGUAGGUCCUUCCCGCUGCUGCCAUCUUUCCAGAUGUGUUCCUUUCUGUCUCAAGGUGUUUGAAAAUUAAACGUUUUGGUAUACUGAGUUAA
Aquila chrysaetos chrysaetos is the source of this 854-nucleotide messenger RNA. It is a transcript of the gene ZMYND12, whose product is annotated as zinc finger MYND-type containing 12. The record is from RefSeq and is a predicted model, not a curated record. NCBI's taxonomy places the organism in Eukaryota, Metazoa, Chordata, Aves, Accipitriformes, Accipitridae. Gene Ontology annotation, molecular function: protein binding. The transcript has 5 exons. The coding region runs from base 50 to 682 and encodes 210 amino acids.